GUAAUAGCCCAGCUUUCGCCCUACACAUUUGCGGCUUCCGUGGACACAUUAGCAACCAACGCUUUUAGAUCCCAGUCGCCUAGCUUUGCCAAGGCGGUCAGAGGUCACUUGGAGAGUGUUUUGCCUCGAAUGGUUCUCAUUCAGAAGGCCAUCUCAUUCCUUCUGUGGUGCUUUGGAAAUUCGCGCCCUCCUCUGGUCCCGGUUCAGGUGCACAGAAACGUCUGGGGGAGGACGCAGGUGCUCAAGAGAGGUGGGGCGGUGAAGGCGCCCGAGUGGUGAACCCAAAGAUCGAACCUGCAGACCCAGCGCAAAGUAGAAACUGAAAGUACAUUGCCGGCUGAUCCUACGGAAGUUAUGGGAAAGGCAAAGCGCAGAGCCUGGCCGUGGUGUGUGCCGCCCCCCUUGGGAUGGAUGAAGCAGCAGGCGCGGCGUGGGUGAAAGGAACCAGCCGCAGAGACCGCCCUACCCCGCACGCGCUCCCAGCAACUCCGCGGAAGACCAGGGGCCUGGCAGCGACUAUGGGCGGUGAGAGCUUGCUCCUGCUGCAGUUGCGGUCAUCAUGACCACGCCCGCCUCCCGCAGACCAUGUUCCAUGUUUCUUUUAGGUAUAUCUUUGGAAUUCCUCCCCUGAUCCUUGUUCUGUUGCCAGUAGCAUCAUCUGAUUGUGAUAUUGAAGGUAAAGACGGAAGAGAAUAUCAGCACAUUCUAAUGAUCAGCAUCAAUUACUUGGACACCAUGAUAAAAAAUCGUACCAAUUGCCCGAAUAAUGAACCUAACGUUUUUAAAAAACAUGCAUGUGAUGAUAAUAAGGAAGCUGUGUUUUUAUAUCGUGCUGCUCACAAGUUGAAGCACUUUGUCAAAGUGAAUAACAGUGAGGAAUUCAAUCUCCACUUAUCAAGAGUUUCACAGGGCAUGUUACAGUUGUUGAACUGUACCCCCAAGGAAGACAGCAAAUCUUUAAAGGAACAGAGAAAACAGAAGAGCUUGUGUUUCCUAGGGAUACUACUACAAAAGAUAAAAACUUGUUGGAAUAAAAUUUUGAGGGGCUCUAAAGAACAUUGAAAAAUAUGGAGUGGCAAUAUAAAGACAUAUGACUUUAGUUGUAUCUUCCAAGAAUCUAUUUGCUCAUACAGUUUUUGGGGGUAGAAUACCCUAGAAGUGACAGAAUGCCUCCUGGUAAAAGUGGAUUACAGCAGCUGAGAAAUUCAUACAAUAGAACUAGAACUAGAUGGACGCAGACAGUGGAAACCAAAUGCUGCAAUCAACAAACUAUUUUACAUGUUUUUGGACAUAAUCAAUCAGUAUUAAUUCUGUGAUUUUUGUAAGAUAAUCCAUGUAAACUAUUAGUUGCAAUAAUACUUUUUAAACCUGUUUUACACUUUCAGAAGAAGAGAUAAAAUCUGUGAAGUAUAUAAAGGUUGCAAGGAUUAAAAAAAUAACAUUGCUUUAUUAUCAAAUUAAUUUUAUGCAUCAGCAUACUACAAUGAGAGUGGAAAUUGGUGUCUCUGUGCUGAAAAUGUUUCAGAAUUAACAGUGAGAUGUGGGUAACGUCCAUGAGAGGAGGAGUCAUAUACCUUAAAGCAGCAACAGUAUGAAGGAGUACAAGAGAUUUAAGAGAGAGAUUAAGACAUGUAAUCAUACAUGAAUGUAUAACACAGUGCCUUCACUAGAUGGUAUAGCAAAUGUUUUAAGAUGACCAUAAAGAAUAGUUUCACAAAAUAGAAACUCACCUGUUCUAAGGAUGCUAAACCAUAAUACUGAGUUAUUUUGGUCAUUUAUAUGUAAUAAAAUUUGUCUAAAUGAGUUUGCAAUUUGGGAAGUAUAUUUUUAACAGAAUAAUAUAUGUUGACCUUUUAAUUAAUGAAAUGUGUAUAUUUAAUUUUGACACUGUAUCUGUAUUAUAUACAAAUAUUUUCAUACAGUAUUACAAACGUUGCUUAGUUUGGAUAACAUUCCUCCUUUGAUAAUAAAUGGCCUAUGUAAAACACUGUCAGAUUCACUUAAUGCCUUUUAAAACAAGAUUUUAAUACUGUACCACUAUUUGAUCUCUCACUGUCAUUGAAUAUGUGACUUUUAAUACCUUAUUACUCAGAAUGUGCAUGAAACCAGGACCCAAAACUAUAUAAGAACAGGAACUUUGCUUUCUAUGUUAAAUUUUAGUCUUUUAAAAGAAGCUUUUGUAUAUACCACAUCCAGUUUAGAAAAGUCUGCCAAUAGUCUUUGCUUACUUAUAAAGGGAAAUGAAAAACCUAUUCUAGCCAGGCCAGAGUCCUUCAACAGCCACCACUUUGCUUAACUCACAGCCUUACUGCUCUUUUAUGCUUUCAUUACCACCUGGUAAAGUGCUGACCGGCUUUGAGCUUCAGAUGAGGCUCUGGUGCCAGUGUGUGGUGGUAAGACUUUCCUCUCAGUUCAGGUUUGUGUCCCUGCCUCUCUUUCUCCCUCUCCCUAAAUCCUAUGGCGUUUCACCCUCACUGGUGCAGGUAGCUGUGUAGAAUUGUACAGACAGUUGUACAGAAUUCACUGACUGCUCCAUUAAUAGGGCUUUGAAUCAAGUAUGUUUUUUGUUUGGUUUUCAUUAUUAACUCUAGAAAAGGGAGCUCACACUUUCAGGAGCAAAUGAUUCUUCACCAAGCUCUUUCUUCAGAUGGACUUUUCCAAGUAAGCUAUGCUUCCUUCCACCAUAAAACAUGGUCAACUGUGUGGUACACCUUCACUCUGAUGAACUGGUAUUGUCGGUAAACCAUCAGCUGUAGAAAUGAGGGAAUUUUAAGUUUCUAAGGCAAGCUCUUCAAACUGUCCUUGAAAGUGUUCCUUGAAGCCUGUCUCAAACAUCCCUAACAAGUGUUGAAAAUGAUUCUGAGAUUAUGGCAAAAAUAAAGAACAAUAUUUUUAAAUGCUUGCAA
Messenger RNA from Felis catus (domestic cat), 2906 nucleotides. RefSeq names its product interleukin 7 (gene IL7). Gene Ontology annotation, cellular component: extracellular region. Bases 586 to 1062 code for a protein of 158 amino acids. Gene Ontology annotation, biological process: immune response. Gene Ontology annotation, molecular function: interleukin-7 receptor binding; growth factor activity. NCBI's taxonomy places the organism in Eukaryota, Metazoa, Chordata, Mammalia, Carnivora, Felidae. The transcript is spliced from 5 exons. The record is from RefSeq and is a predicted model, not a curated record.